AUGUCAGGUUUUUUCAGUCGACACAACAAAGCAAUUGUCUGCACUCUGGCAGCGUCUGCAGGAUUGUACUUCAUCUAUCGUUACUACAUUUAUAAGAAACAACAAAUCAGAUCUAGGGCGGAAGCUCUCGCAGGUAUAGAGUAUAGAAGAAGGAGAGUCGAAAAACUUGUGGAAUUACGUGACAAAUUGGUAUGUAUCUAGGGAAAUGAUUUUCAUACAUUUUUCUCUUAUUGUUAAUGACGGCACCGUCGUCAACAAUACAAAUUUUGACAACAUAUUUCAUUAUUUGAGCUUUUUCAUUUCUUAUCAAGUCUUAUCUAAAGUGUAGGCCAAUUUCUUUACAGAAUCACCUAAAAACUAAACGUUUAUUAUAUGAACUACAGUUAGAUGUUGAAACUUUAAAAGUUGUGCAGAGAUUUUACAUACUUCAGACAAUGAAGAAAAGUUUAUAGAAGAGUUUUUAAAUUUAUUUAUGAUCUUUAAAACCAUAGAAAUGAUCCAAAUGUUUCAAACGGAAGAGAAACUGUUGAGUGGCUUCACUUAAGGGUUUCAUUUCUAUGUAUGAUCUGUAAGAAUAAAAAUAGUUGUUGUCUAUUUGUUUUAAACAAUACCAUGGAAAAUGUUAUUGUCAGGCCCGGUUCAGAUGCUGAUCUUUUCAUCAGCCGAACCUAAUACAUUGAAUUAAGUACAUGAAAAGUUCGGCGUCUGAAUCAAUUAGGAAUGCCUGUUUCAAUUUGGAACGGCUCAGCUGUUCUUUUUGCCUAGCCUGGCUGAGAAUUACGCCUUUGGGGAGACUUUGGAACGGCUUUGAUUCGGAUGCUAAACUUUUCGUGUACCGAACCUAAUGCAUAAAUUGCUAUAACGUAUUUUGUAAGCAGUUUGACCGAAAUGAGCAUUUUUUGCCAUUUGAUUUUAGUUUAGCUGCAAUUAAGAUCGGCGUCUGAAUCAAUUCAGCCGGUCUAAAUAAUUUGGGUUGGCCUUAAUUUGAAUUAGGUUCGGCUCAUGAAAAGAUUGGCGUCUGAACCAGGCCUAAGCAUCCAUUGUCAGUGACAGGCUACAGAACAAGCACAUUUUUUGCAUAUAUUAGUAAUUAUUGGAGACAACUGCAAGUCAAAACAACAGGGCCAGGUUGUUCAAAGCUAGGUUAAGAUAACUCAGGGUUAGUGCAAAAAAUUUGCUUUCAAAUAUAAAAGCUUGAAACACAUUAUCAUGUUAAGAUGGAAUCCACCAGGAAAUUGAGUAAUUUUAAUUCCCAGUGGACAAAAACCUUGUACCAAAAUAAUUUAAAGAAUAUUGCAUUCUGGCCUAAGGAGGUACUUAGUCAUCUGUAAUAACACCAGAGACUAUUUCUCAUGGGAGCCCGAAAAAAUGAAUGUCAAAUUUCACAAGAAUUGUGAAAACACAGGUAAAAUUCUGAAAAUUUCAUGUGUGAGAUGUAAUUUUGUGAAAUUUCACAUUUAUUUCCUCAGGCUCCUAUAAGAGAUUUUCUUAGGUGUUAUUACAGAUGACUAAUUACAUCUUUAGCCCUUGAAAAAUGUCAAAAAGAAUGCGAUAUUGUUCAAAUUAUUCUGGUACAAGGUUUUUGUCCCAUGAAAACUAAAAUUACUCAAUUUCCUGGUGGAUUCCUUCUAAUUCCUCUUGGCUACUAUUAUCUGAGAAAAUCAUUUUGGACAAAGAAAAGAAACACGAACCCGUGUCAGCACUAAUCACCCUUCAAACUUUAUUUUACUGGGCCCAGUUUUUUUGUAUCCUACUUGUGCUUGAAUUUGUGUUUUUAUGUCAAGCAUAACUCUGGCCCUAGCCUGUUACCACAGAGACUAUACCGUACAUCAGAGGCACCUCUGAAACUAUCACAUAUAUACUACAACCUUACAAUGUACGUGUUACAUGCAAACCUAUAACCAAUCAGAGCACAGACAGGGAAAGUAUAGAAGAUCAAAUGCUGCGACUGAAGGGCCACUCACAGUAGAAAAAUGGCAGAAAUCUUAGAAUGUGACUGACUGUAAAUAGACUCUUAGUUCAACUCUAGUAGUUUAUUCAGCCGUUACUACAAAAGUAUGUGGUCGGAAAAAAUACUGCACAUGAUAAAUUACACAUUAGGUACUCAACAUGCAUGACAUAGAGAAAUCUUUACGUUACAUAAUUAUCAUAUGAGAUUAGAUACUGUUACAACUGACCAAACACAAACGAGCAAGAAGAAAUGAUGACAUCAACAAUCACAUUGCUGAACACUAUUUACAGACAAAACGUCAUAUAGACUGGGACUCUGCCACAUGUUUUAUGUAUUCUACAAGGUACGAUUCCCUUUUAUAAGGUUUACUAACUUAGAACACAUGCCACUGAAUCAUAGUAGGGGUGGCGAAUGGUAAAAUCCGAGACUCCCCGAGACGCCGAGAUCCUAGUUAGAAAUCUGAGCCCGAGACUCUUUAGUAAAAAGUUUCGAGACUCAAAAAAAGUAAAAACAAACCAUGCUAAAACGAGACUUCGAGACUGAUCAAAAAUGCUUUUGAGAUUUCGAGAUCCUACCCAAAUUUUUUUGGACCCACGUUUUUCCAGGUACCAUUCGCCACCCCUCAUAGUCAACAGUUACCUGCACCAUACAAACGACUUAAUGCCUGACUCAAACAAAGCUAACUUCGAGAGAAUGACUGGACAACUAAAACAAUUUGACUAACAAUAAAUGGCUGUUAAACUGUGACAAUAGAUGGAUCGAAACGCACCAUCACUUUACAAGUCUUCAAAGCCAAUAACAUUAUGGCUUAACUGACAGACAACGAAAAACAUGUUGACUUAAUUGACUCAUCAGAUUAAUAACCAGUGUUUAAUACCAUCAACUGAUGUGAUACAACUCACUUUGACUUGGAAGAUGACUACUGCACAGGUUGUUGACACGUCAGUCAUUGACUGUCAACAACAUAGGGGUGUAAAGAUUCAUGUUCCUUGCGGUUCGAUUUAAUUUUGAUUAUUGCCUCUUGAUUUCGAUUAUUUCAAUUCGAUUAUGUAAAUGUUUCUUAAUUCUUAUAACAUAACACGUAAUGUAAACAACAUGCAACCCUAAACCCCCAAUUAUUUGAGAAUAGCAGCAGGGACACGAGAAUUCACAGUCGCUUGGGUCCUCGCCAUGUUUGAGAACCUGACAAAGAGCGUGUCGCACAUAGUUUGCCUUAUUUGGAAAUUCUCAAGGGGUGAUUGAAGGACAGCAUUUUUACCAGGCAACACAAAAUGGCGCACGAAAUGCUAUCGUCUUUGCUCGUCAAUCAUAAACGUACAAUUUAAAGCGUUCUGGAUUCCGAUUUAACAAUAUAAUAACUCACUAAGGACACCCUGGAAGUUCGUGAAUCAAACCGAACGGUCAUAAUCGCGAUUAAUUGAGAAUUUGAUUAAUUGUUACACUACAACAACAACAGUCAUACUCAGGACUACGUUCACCCGGGUGAUCAUACUCAACCUAUGCAUGAACUGAGUGAUGUCUGGCAUGCUGAUUGAUGGAGAGCUCUGGUCGAUAUGAGUGGGUUGAAAUAAUAUUCUUGUAGAUUAUGGUAGGUCAACUCUCUCUAUAAGAUGGAUACCUUGCUAAUACGGACACCGAGAGUUGGUCCCUGCCUUUCUUUACACCUUUUAGUUGACUCUCUAUAAGGCAGACAUCUCUCUAAGACAGACGUAUAGUACAGGUCCCAUAGAACAGUUGACUGUAUCACUUGAUUGCCAGUAACUGUUAAUUGACCCCAGAAAAUAAGGCUGUGUGUAAAAGAAGGAUGCUAAAAUGGAUUUUCACUAUUGUCUUUUCUUUUCUCUUUCUUUCUUUUCUCGUCGUCAGUGUUAUUCUUUUUCAGAUCACCCCAACAUUCUGGGAAUCUGCCCACUCAUCUCUCCCCUAACUUAACAUCAACACUUUGUUCUAACUUAGGGCAAAAUAUUGGUUAGGGAAGGGGUAGGUCAACAGAUUUCUGGGAACUUAUUGUGGUAACUUUGUUUGUUCUUUGUUUAACAGGAGCAACUUCUUGGUUCAUUAGACAAUUUUGAACCAGAACCUCCAGAGACAGAGGAUGAUGAGGUAAGGCUCCUUAAUGGUGUGUGGUGUAUAGCGUAGAGGCAAGUUCUCCAUUUCUGGUGAGCGAAGCAAGGCUCAAGUGAAAUAAAUGGGUGUGCGAGACAGCAAGGGGUGGAGGAAAAAAUAAUUCUCUGCCUUUCGUUCUUCUUUUACUUGCCACUCAUGCAUGACUUCUCGUGACCCCCCCCCCCUCCUAAAUGGAGAGCUAGUUGCUCCCAGGCUAAGGUGUGUCACACAAUUCAGUCGCCGGUAUAGGCCACCAAAUCUGCUGAUGUAAAAUUAAUUGCUUCAGGUGGUAAAAAGAACCAUUUCUUCGAUGCACCAAAAAGAAAAGAAGGCACAAAUUAUUUAGUCUAACCAUUGUUAAAGCUUAUCUCAGAUGUUAUAAGAUAAAUUUUUCAUUGUUGUAUGUGGAUUGGAUUUGUUUAUCAUUUGUCUCUCGAUGGCCACUUCGUUUUGAUCACGACAUUAAGGCAUAUACUCUCAACAGGAAGUGGUGUUGAUUUGCUGAUUAUUCUGCUGAAGUCACUCAGAGACUUCAUAGGAUUAUUUGCACUUUUUUGAUGAAUUUCACCUCUUUAAGUUUGUAUAUUAUUUAGCCCGAGAAAACAGCCAACAUUUGGUACACUACCACUGGUUUCUCCACCAAAUGACGUCUGAGAAACGAGGGCAGAAAUUCCAUACGGAUGACGCGCCACUACCCAGAUCUGGGUAGUGCUUCUGAUUGGUCGUGUCGCAUAGAAAAUUUGUUUCAACCAGUCAGAAGCACUACCCACAUUUGGGUAGUGAUGCAUCAUCAGUAUGGAAUUUUUGCGCUCAUUUCUGAGAUCUCAUUUGGUGGAGAAACCAGUGGUAGUGUUGCCAAAUGUCGGCUGUUUUCUCAGGCUAUAUAUUAUUUCCAUUUUAUGUUUUAUGAUUUCAUAUUUUCCUUUUCUUGUAGUGUAUUGUGUGUAACAGUGCCAAGGCUAUAAUUCAAACAUACCCCUGCAAACACAGGGUAUUGUGUCGUCGCUGCUUUGUCAAGACAUUACAGGUUGCGGUAAACGAUCUUAACCUUCCCCUCAAAUGCGUUGUUUGUCGCACAAGAAUUCAAACCUUGGACAGAGAGCGCCACGAUGUACAUCUAUUUACACCUCCAGAUACACAGCAGCAGCCUGCACAGGAAACGCAAUGUUAA
Molecule: messenger RNA, 5228 nt
Organism: Porites evermanni
Lineage: Eukaryota; Metazoa; Cnidaria; Anthozoa; Scleractinia; Poritidae
Source: the annotation of a GenBank genome assembly